Trifolium pratense (red clover) is the source of this 1991-nucleotide messenger RNA. Its product is annotated as isocitrate dehydrogenase [NADP]-like. Gene Ontology annotation, molecular function: NAD binding; isocitrate dehydrogenase (NADP+) activity; magnesium ion binding. Gene Ontology annotation, biological process: isocitrate metabolic process. NCBI's taxonomy places the organism in Eukaryota, Viridiplantae, Streptophyta, Magnoliopsida, Fabales, Fabaceae. Bases 122 to 1561 code for a protein of 479 amino acids. Gene Ontology annotation, cellular component: mitochondrion. The transcript has 15 exons. The record is from RefSeq and is a predicted model, not a curated record.
AAAUGAGCUUGUAGUCGAAUUGGACGGUGACACGAAGACGGUGGUAUAACCUAAAAGUUGCAACAAGUUCAAAAAACGUCAAAACCCAAAGAAAAAGAAGAAAACGAAAAUAAAGUUAGUUAUGCUGAGAGCAUCAUCAUCACUGUUCCGAUUACGCACAACCACCAUGUUAUCUUCUUCUUCUUCUUCUCUCAGAAACCCUAACUUCCUCUUCCAUUCAACUCCAUCAUCGCAUUUUUCUUCAUCACUCUUUUUUCCUCCUCACUCUCUUUCAUUUUCCAACUCCAACAACAAUCGCAUCUCUCUUCGAUGUUUCGCUUCUCGUCCUAUUCAUGUCAUCAAUCCCAUCGUCGAAAUGGACGGUGAUGAAAUGACCAGGAUUAUAUGGAAGAUGAUCAAGGAUAAACUUAUAUUUCCUUACUUGGAUUUGAACAUAAAGUAUUUUGACUUGGGGAUUGAAAAUCGUGAUGCUACUGAUGACAGAGUGACUGUUGAAAGUGCCGAAGCUACUCUCAAGUACAAUGUUGCUGUGAAAUGUGCAACUAUAACUCCCGAUGAGACCCGAGUCAAAGAAUUUGGACUGAAGUCUAUGUGGAGAAGCCCCAAUGGCACAAUAAGAAAUAUUUUAAAUGGUACUGUAUUUCGUGAGCCGAUAAUAUGCCGCAAUAUACCCAGAAUUAUUCCAGGAUGGAAAAAGCCUAUUUGUAUUGGUAGGCAUGCUUUUGGUGAUCAGUAUCGUGCCACUGAUACAGUAAUCAACGGACCGGGGAAGCUUAAGCUGGUAUUUGUUCCAGAAGAUGGUGCCACUCCAGUGGAGCUUGAUGUUCAUAAUUUCAAAGGCCCUGGCGUAGCUCUUGCUAUGUAUAAUGUUGACGAGUCUAUUCGAGCAUUUGCUGAAUCAUCCAUGUCACUGGCAUUUACAAAGAAGUGGCCACUCUACUUGAGCACCAAAAACACAAUUCUCAAGAAAUAUGAUGGCAGAUUUAAAGACAUAUUUCAGGAGGUUUAUGAAGAAAGGUGGCAGCAAAAGUUUGAAGAACACUCGAUAUGGUAUGAGCAUAGGCUAAUUGAUGACAUGGUGGCAUAUGCACUCAAGAGCGAAGGUGGAUAUGUUUGGGCUUGCAAGAAUUAUGAUGGCGAUGUUCAAAGUGAUUUACUUGCUCAAGGAUUCGGCUCAUUGGGUCUCAUGACCUCUGUGCUGCUAUCUUCCGACGGCAAGACACUUGAAGCUGAGGCAGCUCAUGGAACUGUAACUCGGCAUUUUCGGUUUCAUCAAAAGGGCCAAGAAACCAGUACAAACAGUAUUGCUUCCAUAUUUGCAUGGACACGAGGACUGGAACAUAGAGCCAAGCUGGAUAAAAAUGAAAAAUUACUGGAUUUUGCGAAUAAGUUGGAGGCUGCAUGUGUUGAGACAGUGGAGUCAGGAAAGAUGACCAAAGAUCUUGCCCUUCUGAUUCAUGGACCUAAGGUAUCGAGGGAGUUUUACUUGAAUACUGAAGAAUUUAUUGAUGCUGUGGCAUUUAAUCUUGAGAGUAAGCUCCGAGAGCCUGCAACGGUCUAGCGUACUUUUUUUUGGGGUGUAAGAUGAAGGGAAAUUGGAAAAGCUAUGGUUUGGUGGAUGCAUUGACAUGGGUUGAAAUCCUAGUCCCUAGAAUGUUAGGAAAACAUUGAACAUAUGAGCCUUUAUUGAUAAAUUGUAAAAUCAUUAUUUGGGAAUUUGUCCUACUACUGGCUUCCCAAUUCUUAGCGCUGUUUGUUUUUGCGGUAGGUCGCAUCACAACCAACAUAUUUCAGGACCCUGUGCAGAAGUUUAUCCAAACAUAGGCCAAUACUACUGUAGUAGAGGUUUUUGUUGUUGACAGAAACACAACUGUAAUAGCUAAACAAUAACUUUUACAUGAACGAAUUGCAGAUGAGGGAAUGAUUGUGUAGAUUUAAUGAUUGUGUAGAUUAAAUCUACAAAUUAUAGAAGAAUGUGGGUUGUAUAUUUA